AGUUCAGGCAGACGAAGAAGAAAUCAACGAUGCACAGUGCUCUGUCAGGGCUUUUAACCAAAAUCUGUGUUAUUGUAUAGUUUUACCUAUAAAACAGUCACCAUGCCUGUCAUUUGUGCGGCACCUGGGUGUAAUAAUAAGUUUGUGAAGGGCUCGGAAAUCAGAUUUUACAGGUUCCCUCUCAGUAAGCCUCAGCUCGCCAGCAAAUGGGUGCAGAGCCUGGGCAUGAAAAACUUCAUCCCAACUGCCAACACUUGCCUCUGCUCCGAGCACUUCAGGACCGACUGCUUCAGGGACUACAACGGCAAGCAGUUUCUGCGAGAGGACGCGGUGCCCACGAUAUUCGCCCCGGGGCAGGACUCGACAAAGAUCGAGCUGCGUAAAAGAGCAGUGGUACCUAAGGAGACGAAUGUGGCGAAUCAGAUGGGAACACAAGCAGACAGGGACAAAGUGAGAGAGGCUGCCAUGCGGAGGGAGAAAAGAGGAGGAAUGAGGGGUGGACGAGGUAGUCGUGGAGGAAAGCAGCUGUCUGACAGGCAGAGCGUCGCCGCCAAAAGCAAAGUGUACGACAACAAAGGCCGGCUGCUGUCCAACGGCGAAGAUAUGUGCGACUGCCUGGAUGURAACUGCAUGGGCUGCUUCUACCCCUGCCCGGAGUGCGGCUCGCGCAAGUGUGGAGUGGAGUGCCGCUGCGACAGGAAGUGGCUUUACGAACAGGUGGAGGUGGAGGGUGGAGAGAUCAUCCGGAAUAAAUUCGCCACCUAAUGAWCAAGGACUCUUCUGUUUUCUUUCUCCAAUCAGGACGUCACAAAGCUUUGAUGCAACUCCUCUCCCCUUCAGUUCAAAUGUGAAUGAGCUGUUAAUUCAUAUCAGUUUGUGAUGCUUUGAAAAGACAGAUUUCACCUUUUAAACUAUUAUUUAAAGUUUUUGUUUUAAUGAUGCCAACAGGUGUUAAUAAAAGUGUCUGUUUUUA
Molecule: messenger RNA, 973 nt
Organism: Austrofundulus limnaeus
Lineage: Eukaryota; Metazoa; Chordata; Actinopteri; Cyprinodontiformes; Rivulidae
Gene: arl14ep
Product: ADP-ribosylation factor-like 14 effector protein
Exons: 5
Coding region: 103-765 (220 amino acids)
Cellular component (GO): intracellular membrane-bounded organelle
Source: RefSeq, a predicted model, not a curated record